Trichoderma harzianum CBS 226.95 is the source of this 1335-nucleotide messenger RNA. RefSeq lists its product as hypothetical. The transcript has a single exon. The record is from RefSeq and is a predicted model, not a curated record. Bases 238 to 1248 code for a protein of 336 amino acids. Lineage: Eukaryota; Fungi; Ascomycota; Sordariomycetes; Hypocreales; Hypocreaceae.
CGCGGAUUUAAAGCAUGAUGGAGCCGACGGUAUGAAGGAGACGGAGAUUAGAAUUGAAAAUGUCAUGAUUAGAUGAUGGCGGAAAGGAUAUAAGAGAGAGGGACUGGACGACUCGUCGAGAUACAUUUCAUUGCUUCAGUUAAACAAAUAAACAAACACCCAUAUAACCUUUCAAUACUUCUUUACUACUCAUAUCAACUCUAAAUAUCUCUUUGAAUAUACCGUUCUAUAUAAAAAAUGGCUCGCUACGCUGCUGUUCACGCUUGGGAUAAGCUCGCCGGACCUGGCGAUGCCCGCCCUUCUGCCGAACAAAUCAUCAAGGACGCCGGAAAGGAAGACCUCAAGGGUCAAGUCAUCAUCAUCACCGGUGUCUCCUCUGGUAUUGGCGGUGCCAGUGCCGUAGCCCUCGCUGCUACUGGUGCCACUCUCUACCUCGCUGGCCGAAGUAUUCCGAAGGCCAAGGCCGCGCUCCCGACCAUCGCCGAUCUUCCCAACGUCCACUUUCUCGAGCUUGACCUGGCGUCGAAUGCCAGUAUCAAGGCCUUUGCUGCCGAGUUCUUGAAGCAGUCUGAUGGCAAGCUCAACGUCCUGCUCAACAACGCCGGCGGUGUCCUCGUUGAGCGCAAGGUCACCGUUGACGGCUUCGAGCAGCAAUUCGCCAUCAACCAUCUAGGCCCUUUCCUCCUUUUCGCCCUUCUCAAGGACGCUCUGCUUGCAAGCGCAUCAGCCUCCAACCCCAGCCGUGUGAUCAACGUCACCAGCUUCGGACACCGCUACGGAAACAUCAACUGGGACGACCUCAACUUUGAGAAGGGCGAAUACCCUUCCACAGGCGCCUAUGCCCAGGCCAAGACGGCAAGCAUCUACACGGCCACCGAGAUUGACCGUCGCUACGGAGCCCAGAACCUCUUCGCCUGGAGCGUCCACCCCGGUGGCAUCAUGGAGUCGGCCUUUAUGAAGAACGCCGGAUAUUCCCAGGAGGCAAUUGACGGCUUCAUGAGCGUUUGGCCUUCUAAGCUUUUCAAGAACAACACGCAGGGCGCUGCGACGCAAGUGUGGGCGGCGGUCAGCGACGAUGUCCUGGCUCCCGAGGCCAGGGGAAAGUACUUAGAGGAUUGUCGUGUUUCACUCCCCACGGAGCAGACAGACAAGCCAGAGUGGCUAGGACACCCUGGUCAUACCUACGACGAGACUGCUGCGAAGAGGAUUUGGGAGGUCACCGAGAAGUUGCUUGGAGUCAAGGCUUAGUAUGGCACAUAGUUGAGGAGGUUGGUGCAAAGAAAUAGCAUAGCAUUAGAUAGUUGUAAAUAUAACAAAUCCUUCGUGUCGCGUCAU